Molecule: messenger RNA, 912 nt
Organism: Phaeodactylum tricornutum CCAP 1055/1
Lineage: Eukaryota; Bacillariophyta; Bacillariophyceae; Surirellales; Neidiaceae
Exons: 1
Biological process (GO): post-transcriptional regulation of gene expression
Cellular component (GO): cytoplasm
Molecular function (GO): mRNA binding
Source: RefSeq, a predicted model, not a curated record
GGACAAAUCCGUCGUUUGUCGCGUGAUCAAGUCGGCUGCCGUCUCGUGCAACAGGCACUCGACGAAGAAGGUACCAUUGCUGCCACACUCAUUCUCAAGGAAGGUCUACCCUUUUGGGGCGAAGCCAUGGUGGAUCCGUUCGGUAACUAUCUGUUCCAGAAGAUUUUGGAAAAGGUUACCCCCCAAGAACGUAUCAUGCUUGUCAAGAGUGUCAGUCCUCGCCUCGUCAACGCCAGUUUGAAUCUGCACGGUACCCGAAGUGUCCAAAAAUUAGUUGAACUUUGUGCUCAAGACGAACACAACCAGGUCGUGGGUGCGAAUGAAGAGUCCGCUGCUGAUAUAUUGACGUACAGCCUGGCUCCGGCUGCAGCCCGUCUCUGUAUCGACAGUCACGGUAAUCACGUCAUUCAGCGUAUCCUCCUCAAGCUAAACUACAAGCACUCCAAGUUUGUCUUUGAUGCGGUCGCCCUAAGUGUUGGAGACGUUGCACGUCACCGUCAUGGAUGCUGUGUUAUUCAGCGUUGCCUCGACUCACAGCCAACGGAGGCUCGUUCUCACUUGGUCCUUCGAAUCGUCGACAAGUCGCUCGAGCUCAUGCAAGACGCAUACGGCAACUAUGUUGUCCAGUACGUGCUUGACGUGUGCUCUGAUCAGGAUGUUCAGGCAGUCUGCGAGAGUGUAGCAGGACGUGUCAACCUUUUGGCGAUUCAGAAGUUUAGCUCCAAUGUUAUGGAAAAAUGUCUCGAACGUUGUUCGGAUCGUAUCAAGGAGAUGUACUUGGACGAAAUGAGUAGACCGGAACGCAUUCGCGAGCUCAUGAUGGAUCCUUUCGGGAACUAUGUUGUUCAGCGAGCCUUAUCUGUUGCAACGCACACACAAGCCAUCCGUUUGGUCGAAGCCAUGCGUCCACAU